Egretta garzetta (little egret) is the source of this 2046-nucleotide messenger RNA. It is a transcript of the gene DAZAP1, whose product is annotated as DAZ associated protein 1. Lineage: Eukaryota; Metazoa; Chordata; Aves; Pelecaniformes; Ardeidae. The transcript is spliced from 12 exons. Bases 645 to 1889 code for a protein of 414 amino acids. Gene Ontology annotation, cellular component: cytoplasm. Gene Ontology annotation, molecular function: RNA binding. The record is from RefSeq and is a predicted model, not a curated record.
CUCGCCUCCCGCUCCGUGCUGCAGAGGAGGCCUUGCGCCCUUCCAAACUUCCCCCCCGGCGGCGGGAUGCCUCCUGCGAGCUGCCCUGCCGCGCCAGCUGGGGUUCGGUCAGAAAAACGCCGCUUUUUGCUCCAAAGGCUUUCCAGAGAUUUUUGUGGCUCCUUCAGACUGCCUGCCUGACAGCGGUCUGGUUCUUCUGCCGUGUAUUUAGUAGUAUUCUCCUUCAGGGCUGCCUUCCAAAACCUAGCGACGUUUAAAAUUACGAGACUGUAGACUUGGCACGCUAGACCUGAAAAUGGCAAAAGUAAAAUAAAAAAGACCCAACCCAACCCGACGGGCUGCUGAGCUUUCGCUCCCAAGUUUUAGCACAGAGCAUGCACAUCAGAACUGGCCACCUUUUUUUGAAGCUGCGGUGGACACGAACCAGCCUCCCGUUCUCGUGCUGUUUCCACUGCGUAGCCGCUUAUUUACCGUGUGUGUUCUUAAUUUGUACAGUCUUAAAACUAGGAGAGGCGGGACGACUGUUCUGAAUAUGACAUGUUGCUACGAACACCACCUCCUGCAUGAGGCAUGUUUACAUGCGUAGGUUACACUCUGAAAUGAUUUUUAUUUGGUCCUGGGCCUCAAUCACUCUCUAGUGCCUCAUGAGAGACCUGAGGAGCAGAGUUCUGUGCGCUGCUGUUCUGGAACGGAAACUGUUUGUGGGUGGCUUGGACUGGAGUACGACGCAAGAAACUCUUCGUAGCUACUUCUCCCAGUAUGGAGAAGUUGUAGACUGUGUAAUAAUGAAAGACAAAACAACAAACCAGUCUCGAGGAUUUGGAUUUGUCAAAUUUAAAGAUCCCAACUGUGUGGGAACAGUACUGGCCAGUAGACCUCAUACGUUAGAUGGCCGAAAUAUUGAUCCAAAGCCAUGUACACCUAGGGGGAUGCAACCAGAGAGGACACGACCGAAGGAAGGAUGGCAGAAGGGAUCCAGGAGCGAUAACAAUAAAUCAAAUAAAAUUUUUGUUGGUGGGAUUCCUCAUAACUGUGGCGAGACAGAGCUCAGGGAAUACUUCAAGAAAUUCGGAGUGGUCACUGAAGUUGUAAUGAUCUAUGACGCAGAGAAACAGAGGCCCCGAGGUUUUGGAUUUAUUACUUUCGAGGACGAACAAUCAGUGGACCAGGCUGUCAACAUGCAUUUUCACGACAUCAUGGGCAAAAAAGUGGAGGUGAAACGCGCAGAACCUCGUGAUAGCAAAAGCCAAACUCCAGGGCCACCCGGUGCCAGUCAGUGGGGAAGCAGGAUCAUGCCAAGCGCUGCCAAUGGCUGGGCAGGUCAGCCCCCUCCGACCUGGCAACAAGGAUAUGGCCCUCAAGGGAUGUGGGUGCCAGCUGGACAGGCAAUUGGUGGAUAUGGACCACCUCCUCCAGGAAGAGGAGCUCCUCCACCACCGCCACCAUUUACCUCAUACAUAGUCUCUACACCUCCUGGAGGAUUCCCGCCUCCACAAGGAUUCCCACAGGGCUAUGGCACCCCUCCACCAUUUAGUUUUGGUUAUGGUGCUCCACCUCCUCCACCUGACCAGUUUGCCCCACCUGGAGUACCCCCUCCACCUGCCACUCCAGGGGCAACACCACUAGCUUUUCCACCACCACCACCACCAUCUCAGGCAACUCAGGACAUGAGCAAACCCCCAACUGCUCAGCCAGAAUUCCCUUAUAGUCAGUUUGGGUAUGGACAAGACUUGAGCGGUUUUGGACAAGGCUUCUCUGAUCCCAGCCAGCAACCCCCUCCCUACGGAGGCCCCUCGGUGCAACCAUCAAGUGGCCCACCUGCAGGAGGAAGUGGGUUUGGACGAGGACAGAACCAUAACGUGCAAGGAUUUCACCCCUACAGGCGCUAGCGUGGGCUGGCAAUCAGGGAAUUCUGUCCACACAGGGAUGUCUGGUACCAGCUGAACCCAGGAAUCCCAGACUUCUGAACUUGUGACAAUCACAUACUUGAUGGAAGAAAAACCUAACAACAUUUUUUUUUUUUGGGGGGGUGGGGGUGGGGGAAGA